UUUGGUCAGAGGCAAUAUGUGUAAGACGAUGCGUAUAAAUUCUGUAAAAGCCUUGUUUGCAAAGAAGAAGAAAAAGGUAGAGAAAACAUAUUCAACGCUAGGUGGCGCUGUCAGUUGCAUUGGCAUGCUAGACACCGAUGAGAGAAAUGUCAAAAGAAUAUUCAAAGAUUUUAAUGACACAACGAAGGCAAAGAAGAUGUCAGAGGCGACUAUACUGUACAUAGAAACAAUACUGUCACAUAAAGAAUUUGGCGGGAAGCUGAGAAAAUUCUUUGACCGUUAUUUUAAAGACAUUGAUGAAGCUGCGAAAAGAAUUCCUGGAUUUCUUAAGGCUGAUCAGCAGCUCAUAGAAACAUUACAGACAAAUAUUAAUGAAGAUGAUCGUCUGAAAGCUCAACUCCCUGGACUAGUGAAUGAAAGUGCCGAUUUUCCAACCUCAUUUUCUAAAUAA
Messenger RNA from Ruditapes philippinarum (Manila clam), 451 nucleotides. RefSeq lists its product as uncharacterized. The coding region runs from base 17 to 451 and encodes 144 amino acids. NCBI's taxonomy places the organism in Eukaryota, Metazoa, Mollusca, Bivalvia, Venerida, Veneridae. The record is from RefSeq and is a predicted model, not a curated record. The transcript is spliced from 3 exons.